This is a messenger RNA of Closterium sp. Naga37s-1, 1809 nucleotides long. The record is from the annotation of a GenBank genome assembly. NCBI's taxonomy places the organism in Eukaryota, Viridiplantae, Streptophyta, Zygnematophyceae, Desmidiales, Closteriaceae.
AUGACCUCCUCGAGUGAUAUCAGGUUUCACAGCAGGGGGGCUUCACAGAAGGUGGGCAGGGUAGCGGCCGAGCAGGUACCUGAGGGCCAUGCGGCAUCAUUGAAGGCGGGCAGGUGCCAUCCUGCAGGCGGCGCAGUCGUAGACGCGUCAUUGAAGCGCCACACUGUCCCCUCUGGGAGCAGCGAGCGGUACGUCGAGCGGAUGCACGGCGAGGCGAGAGCAGGCGCGGAGGCAUUGGAGGGAGGGGCAGGGCAGUCGUUGACCCCGAGGCGAGAGAGCGAGAGGUCGAAGGCGGCGUCUCCGGACCAGAGAUCAUCAACCCACCAACCACAUCAUCAACCCACCAACCAGAUCAUCAACCCACCAACCAGAUCAUCAACCCACCAACCACAUCAUCAACCCACCAACCAGAUCAUCAACCCACCAACCAGAUCAUCAACCCACCAACCAGAUCAUCAACCCACCAACCAGAUCAUCAACCCACCAACCAGAUCAUCAACCCACCAACCACAUCAUCAACCCACCACCCACAUCAUCAACCCACCAACCAGAUCAUCAACCCACCAACCACAUCAUCAACCCACCACCCACAUCAUCAACCCACCACCCACAUCAUCAACCCACCAACCAGAUCAUCAACCCACCAACCAGAUCAUCAACCCACCAACCAGAUCAUCAACCCACCAACCAGAUCAUCAACCCACCAACCACAUCAUCAACCCACCAACCAGAUCAUCAACCCACCAACCACAUUAUCAACCCACCACCCACAUCAUCAACCCACCACCCACAUCAUCAACCCACCAACCAGAUCAUCAACCCACCACCCACAUCAUCAACCCACCAACCAGAUCAUCAACCCACCAACCAGAUCAUCAACCCACCAACCACAUCAUCAACCCACCACCCACAUCAUCAACCCACCAACCAGAUCAUCAACCCACCAACCAGAUCAUCAACCCACCAACCACAUCAUCAACCCACCAACCAGAUCAUCAACCCACCAACCACAUCAUCAACCCACCAACCAGAUCAUCAACCCACCAACCAGAUCAUCAACUCACCAACCACAUCAUCAACCCACCACCCACAUCAUCAACCCACCACCCACAUCAUCAACCCACCAACCAGAUCAUCAACCCACCAACCAGAUCAUCAACCCACCAACCACAUCAUCAACCCACCAACCAGAUCAUCAACCCACCAACCACAUCAUCAACCCACCAACCAGAUCAUCAACCCACCAACCACAUCAUAAACCCACCACCCACAUCAUCAACCCACCAACCAGAUCAUCAACCCACCAACCACAUCAUCAACCCACCACCCACAUCAUCAACCCACCACCCACAUCAUCAACCCACCAACCAGAUCAUCAACCCACCAACCAGAUCAUCAACCCACCAACCAGAUCAUCAACCCACCAACCACAUCAUCAACCCACCACCCACAUCAUCAACCCACCACCCACAUCAUCAACCCACCAACCAGAUCAUCAACCCACCAACCACAUCAACCCACCAACCAGAUCAUCAACCCACCAACCACAUCAUCAACCCACCACCCACAUCAUCAACCCACCAACCAGAUCAUCAACCCACCAACCACAUCAUCAACCCACCACCCACAUCAUCAACCCACCACCCACAUCAUCAACCCACCAACCAGAUCAUCAACCCACCAACCAGAUCAUCAACCCACCAACCAGAUCAUCAACCCACCAACCAGAUCAUCAACCCACCAACUAGUCCACCCAGCAGCAGCAGCAUUGAACCCACCUUGCUCCAAGCGGACAUGUUCCUCCCGUAG